AUGGCUAACGACCUAAUUGACAUCACGGUUGACAACCUCGAUAUCAAGGUGGAGUGCUCUGAGGACAGCCACCCUCGAUACUCGUCGCACGAAUAUGAGCGCCCGCCGUCGCCGGCACCUUCCAACAAGAAACCGAAGCGUCGUCCGAAGCCCAUCGAAGUCGAUGAUGAUGAACAUGGGGGUGUGUCCGCGCCCCCCCCCGCACCGGCAUGA
Messenger RNA from Punctularia strigosozonata HHB-11173 SS5, 213 nucleotides. RefSeq lists its product as uncharacterized. NCBI's taxonomy places the organism in Eukaryota, Fungi, Basidiomycota, Agaricomycetes, Corticiales, Punctulariaceae. Bases 1 to 213 code for a protein of 70 amino acids. The record is from RefSeq and is a predicted model, not a curated record. The transcript is spliced from 2 exons.